Wyeomyia smithii (pitcher-plant mosquito) is the source of this 2451-nucleotide messenger RNA. RefSeq names its product rab GTPase-binding effector protein 1 (gene Rbpn-5). Lineage: Eukaryota; Metazoa; Arthropoda; Insecta; Diptera; Culicidae. Gene Ontology annotation, molecular function: growth factor activity; GTPase activator activity; metal ion binding. The transcript is spliced from 5 exons. Gene Ontology annotation, biological process: endocytosis. Bases 293 to 2281 code for a protein of 662 amino acids. Gene Ontology annotation, cellular component: intracellular membrane-bounded organelle. The record is from RefSeq and is a predicted model, not a curated record.
AACCAAAACAUUGUUGCGUUGAACUCGUGAAAAUUUCGCACGCAAAAUUUUCACCACAUUUUUGUGUUGUGCUAUUUAUCCUGUUAAAAAUUACUGUUUCAUUUUCGAUAAACGUUCGUAUCAUCGUGUCCAAUUCAUUUUCAAAUAAGCACCAGCUAGUUUACGAUGACUUGUUUGCUGUUGACUGGCAGAAACGUCUCGUAACAUCUGCCCUGCCUUCUUUUUUUGGCAAUCCGCCGACCGUAAUCGAAACACGAACGAUUCGAUUCGCUUAUCAUCUUCCUUUGCAAGCAUGUUAAAUUCGGAGGAUGAAGCACAACCUAAGCAAAAACAAGAUUGCGAUAACAGUAUCAGCAAUGAGUUUCCGGCUAAACCAAUUGCAAGUACAGAAGCCCCAACGGAGGACGAAAAUAAGGUGAAAGAUCUGCAAUGUGAACUAAAAAGGGUGCGGGAGGAAUUCAACCAACAGCGAGCGAAAAUGAAGGACCUGUUUUUGGCAAAAGAAGCGGAAUGCAAGCGAUUUAUAAAGGAAGCAGCUAUAUCUCGGAAGGAACUGGAGGAGGCCAAAUCGCAAAUGAUGGUGUUGGAGUACAGUCGGGAAAAGGACCUAGAGGAUCAGAACCGCCGUGCACAAGAAGAGAUUCAUACCCUGCAACAGCUGGUGCAGGAUACAGUUGACGAGUCGACUUUUAGUCACGCGGAAAUUCGCCGUUUGGCGGAUGAAAACGAGCGCUUACGAACAGAACAACAGGAACUGAAGGAAGCGCUGGCAGCUGCUCAGCAGGAUUCACCUGGACUGGCACCGGUUUUGAAUCAGGCCAAAAAAAUAAUCCGUAAACUUGGAGCGGCCGAUACCGGUAGCCACGAUAACCUGGAGGACUCGAUGCGGAAGGUAAACAAAUAUGCUCAGGAAGAUGCCGAGGUUUUGCGAUCGUUGGUUGUUCCACUGGAAGAGGAAAUUAAAACACUUAAGGAAAAAUUGCGUCGUGCCUACGAAGAAAUGGAGUCGCAGCGAGGAAAAGAUGCCUCCGUUCAACCGGAAUCGGCGCUGGUUGGAAUGUUGAAAGAAGCUAAGGGUGAACCAGAUUCUGAGCAGAACAAAGAACCGAGUUCUACACCAGCGAGUUCAACGACCUGCGAGAUGUGUCCCAACUACGAAACGAAGUUGGUCCAAUGUCAAGAGCAGAUAAACAGUGAAAAGCAAAAAGUACAACAGUUAGAAAAGAGCGUCGAACGGAUGAAAGAAGAACUGGCCAAAGAAGGUGCUAUGCGUAGUGAUUUGGAAGCCCAAUGGCAGCAGAAACGGGAGGAGCAUAAAGCUGAAGUGUUACGACUGAAUGAGAUAACCGGACGGGCAGAGCAGGAACUGGCCAAGCUGAGGAAAGGCUACGGCCAGCUGAAGCAGAGCGUCAACGAUGAGCUGCAAAAGCUGACAGAUGAACGCGAACAGGUUUACCGACACCUAGAUAUGCUUCAGAAAGAUAACGAUUUUCUCUCGGGCAAGUAUCUAGAAAACUCAGAAAUGCUCAAGGAUCAGGAGAUUAAUCUCCCGCAAAGUAUCGACGAGCUGCACGAGCUGGUGCUAACGUUACACGAAAAUCUAAUUGUUACUAAGGCGGGCUGCGAGUUUGCUGAACGAAAAACGCUUAGCAUGCAAGACGAAGUGGCGUUGCUUCGAGACCAGCAGCACUCGCGUGAACGCGAUCUGCGUCGAGUCGAGAAAGACUAUUCUAACAAGCUAAAGCAAGUGGAAGAACAGUUGGAGCAGCAAUAUCUACACUAUCAACGGCUGGCCGCACAUAAGGAAGAUUUAGAGCGAGCCGAGGCGGAAAGUAAACGACAAAUUUCCGAACUGCGAAUGCAAACAAUCGGUCUUCAGGCUACCAACGAGAAGCUGGAUAAGCAGAACGUUGAUUUGCGGACUAAAAUGAGCGUGCUGCAAGAGGAUCUUGCCAACAAUGAAGCCGUACAGAAGGAUUUCGUUAAAUUGUCUCAAUCACUGCAGAUGCAGCUGGAGAAGAUACGCUCUGCCGAUACGCAGGUUCGCUGGCAGGACGAGGACGACGUUGAUCAAUGUCCCAACUGUCGGAAGGAAUUUACUGUGACGAGGCGAAAACAGCACUGUCGCCACUGCGGCACAAUCUACUGUCAACCAUGUCUGACCAAGACGGUUCCGACUGGUCCGAGUCGACGGGCGGCACGUGUUUGCGAUGUGUGCCAUACGCUGCUAGUGCAGGAUACAGCGCCGUACUUCAGCCGGGAACCACCACAGUCGCCAUAGGCGAAUCGUAUGGUCACUAUUUGUUACGUUAUUUCAACAGGACAGCAGGCAACCGUUUAAAUCCAAAGUGCUAGAAGUGAUGAUAUCGUUGCGUAGUACGUUUUAUUCUUUAAACAAGUUUUAGUGUAAAUUUUCAAUUACUUGGUCGUAAUAAAAAAUAUCAAAAUAAA